UUUAUGAGAUAAAAUAUACAAUUUUUAUUUUAUUUUUAAAAUUUAAAAUGAUUGAAUUGGGUCCGGAUGUUUGUAGUACGUCAGGAAACAUUUCAGAAGAUAAAGAUUCAAAAGUUUGUGUCGUUUCACUGAUUGGAAAGUCCAGCAUUUCCUCAACUAAAUCAUCUUUGUUCAAUGAAUUUGCAUGGGCUAAUAUCUUUCCUAAAGAACUAAAGAAAGUGUGGAGAACAAAAUCUAUUUGUAUAGAGGGUCAUUAUCUUGAGCAGCAGAGUGUUUUUCUGCUGCACCUGACGUCAACUCAAGAUGUCCUGCACCUAUAUAAUGUCAUGCAUCAUUUUAAAAAGUAUAACAAAAAUAAAGAAAAGAUGAAGAAAUUCUUGAAAAAGUGUGAACAUGAUCACUUGAAGGCAUUGGUUCUAAUCUUUUCUGUUUCCCAUAUCAUAUUGGUAAAUAUACCUGGCAGCACGUUUGAUACCAAUUAUGUGAAACUCUUCAAAGAUGUUGAAGGUCUUAGGCAACUAUUCAAGCCGCACAUAACAAAAAGAUUGGAAUUGAACUGCCCCAACCUACCUAGAGCCUGGAUUGCGAAUGGGAGGCUGUGCUCACCAAGGGUCCUAUUCAUUCUCGGGUCAUGCAUUUUACCACUAGAGGCAACUCCAGACAGUGCUGAUGCCGAUGCUAGUGUUAACAGUGGCGUCGAGUCUUCUGGAAAGCCGAAAAAUAAGAAUUCAGCUUUGAGAGAUCUGCAGCACUUCAUCGAGGAUAUGGUUUAUAAAAUUUUAAGGAAUGAUCGAAUAAUCACCAACGUCAGUAACAAUUCUCUGUUUGCCAUACCGGCCAACCAGGAAUUUGUUCUCAUAAACCAUCAGGCAGGGCCAUCAUCAUCAACGCCAUCACAGUCGUCAGCCAAUCAGAGCAGUAACAAUAGUAACAGCAGCUUCGAUUCUUUAUCUUUCUUAACUGAACAUUUGUCACAAUCUUGCAAGUUUCCAUCUGCCGAAAGUUCCAGAAAAGCCAAAAGUUACAGCGCAAGUCGGUCGCAACUCAUGCCAACUGUACAGUCGACUGCAUCGUUAAAAAAAGCAUCCUCAUCUGCCUCCCCAUCCUCAUCUGACAUCCUUGAAACGCCAUCCAUCCUGACACGUCUGAGAUGCGAUGAGCCCCCGAUCUGCUCCUUCCUCAGGCCCCACAUCGACAUAGCCCUCAAGAAGGGGUUCGAUGAUAACGUCGGCAGGCAACAUGUCAGUCCCGUCUUCGAGCUACCAACCGUGAACCAAAUGCUGGACGUCGUGUCGCAACUGCACGCCUUGAUAUUCAAGCAUGAGAGUGGUCUCGGUGGCGGCCACACCAUCGACAGAGACAAAUUUCUAAAUGAUAUGAAGGAAGUUGAUGCGUACUUUGCUAAUAAUGUUGACUUGUUGGAAAAGUUCCUUGAGAACCUUAACAACAAGCUGCUUCCAUUAGCAGAGGAAAUGUACUGCGAAGGACUGCCGAAAUUUUACACAAAAGAUUACCACACAACCAAGCUGGAGCAAGCUCGAAAUUAUUUUGUGGCGAACGCGCGAGGACCUGACGUGCUAAAGUACUGGAGGCAGCUGGAAGUGAAGUUCACCGACAUGUGGAUGAAUGGCAGGAGGCUUUGUGAAGCUAUCAGUAUGCUCGGUCAUCAAUGCUGCAAUGAGUUGCACAGGCUGCCUGAGGAUAAGAAAUCAGAGAGGCUGGUGUUGAAUGAAGAGGAUGAAGUGAACGAGGCUGACAGCAGCCUACCCGCCAUGGAGCACACCAGCAACGUCGUGACCAGGGCCACGUGCAACUGCGGGGGUACGCAGAACGAUAGGGACGACCCUUUCGAUUUCAAGGCCGCAAACUAUGACUUCUACAUGGCCCUGGAGGAAAAAUGCUGCCACAAGUACGAACAUUAUGUUUUCACAACAGCCAACUCGGAAAAAGGGGCCAACUUUGACUUCAACAUGCUGCCUGAUGAGAGCAGCUUCAGUCCAACUGGACACGAGGAGCCACUGUACGACCCGAUAUUGAUGUCAUCUCCAUUGCAUCAAUACAACAGCAGCAACAAGAGUGACGGCACGAAAUGUUCGCAGAGGUCUUCAAAUACAAACGCUGAUGACGGCGAGCUGUGCAGUUCAAAUGCCUCCAAACAGGAUGCCACUGACGAUUUUUAUGCCAAUGCAAAUUUCAGUCUAGGUGGUUUUCUAUACUUAAUUAAUUAUUUAUUGACUUAUUUAUUUAUAUUUUUAACCUUUCCAUCACCCAUAGCCACGUGCGACCUUUUUACGUUGGACAAAUUGGAUCAAAGCGGUGAUUUUAUGGGAAUGGUUUAUGUGGGAGGCGGGAAUGAAAUUCGGUACAGUGACAUCCCUGGUGACGUCAUCAACGAUGACGAUGCUUACGUAGACGCCGUUGAUGACGACGACGAUGGUGGCGGACAUUUCCAACUAUCACAGGUUGAUGAUAUCAGCGCCCCUGACGACUCAUUCACCGAGAUUCCAGAUGAUUUCUACAGCAAAGAUAACAGUGGCGAUUGUAUCAUUGAUUAUGAUGACGACGAUGAUGAUAAUAAUAACGGUGAUGAUGAUGAUGUUGAGGAUAGUGGUGGUGGUGAUGACAAUGGUGGUGGUGGUGGUGGUGGUGGUGGUGGUGGUGGUGGUGGUGGUGGUGGUGGUGGUGGUGGUGGUGGUGAUUUGCAAGAAGAUGGUAAAGAAUAUUUUAGUAAUUUUGAAAAUUCACUUGGAAUGAGCAAUAGAUCCUUCCUAGAUUUCUCAAGUAUCAUCUCGCAAAGCGAGCCAAAAGAAAGUGGCUUGUCAAUAUCAAGCGCUGAUGUUGGACUACUGACUGAUCUCCAUGUACAAAAGCCUUUGAAGCCUGUUAAACCUAAGCGAUUGUCAUUAGCGAUGCUGAACAGCGUAUCGAUCCAGCACGGCAUUCUCCCAGCAUUCCCGUCCUGGUCCCUCUUGAAAGUUGGGAAGUAUUGCUCCUAUGAGGCUUCCACAGGCAUCAACCAACCGAACUUCACCCACCAAGCCAACUUCCUACUACCGAUCGAUGCCAAGCUCCAAGUAGCAACACCUUCGUCCAACCUCUGGCCGACCUCUGCUAGUAAAAAGCCUGCAACCAAACUGUUAAGGAUGUACGUAGGACUGGAGUACGAGUGCUUCAAGGGCCACAGGUUCUUCCUAUCCUCUCCCAAUAAGAUGUUCAAGGCUCCAGUGUCCGGCGUUUUCAAGGAGACAGGUCACAAGAUCGUGAAUCAAGAUAUGCCAAUGUAUUUCCCAUGCAGUUGUAGGAGCAGCCUUGUGUACCUUGCACAGUUGAUGCGUAUUCAUGUUGCGGUACCUGAAGGUGAUAUUGAAGUGAGGUUGAAGGUCAAAGUUCAACCCGGUCCACCCCCUUGUCCCGUAUUUUUUCCCGAACCAACGGAAUCAAUCGUCCUGGAGCCAGGGUGGUGGGUGAUGAGGCUGCCCUACGUGUAUUACGAUGGCGCCACUUCCUACUUCAUGCCCUCUGACACCAAGCUACUGUCGUCAUGCAAACUUCUCAAGAACUUCAUCUCAGUCACCCAACGAUCGAGCUGACACACGCCUCUGUCCUCGCUUCAAACCAACUUAAUCCAUCGCACCCGUACUGAUUUUAACUCGUAUCUGGACUGGCUUACUUCUAUAUAAUGAGUUUAAUUUAAUUUUUCAUACAAAUCAGAAAACUUUCAAUUGGCUCAUUAUACUUAUGUGACAAAAACUACUGCAACACGUAAAUGUGGAGCCGGUGUUCAGUCGUAUUAAACUCUUAAAACUUAAAAUAAAAGCUUUUAAAA
Molecule: messenger RNA, 3826 nt
Organism: Helobdella robusta
Lineage: Eukaryota; Metazoa; Annelida; Clitellata; Rhynchobdellida; Glossiphoniidae
Exons: 21
Coding region: 48-3590 (1180 amino acids)
Biological process (GO): nuclear-transcribed mRNA catabolic process, nonsense-mediated decay
Source: RefSeq, a predicted model, not a curated record